Molecule: messenger RNA, 207 nt
Organism: Triticum turgidum subsp. durum (durum wheat)
Lineage: Eukaryota; Viridiplantae; Streptophyta; Magnoliopsida; Poales; Poaceae
Source: the annotation of a GenBank genome assembly
AUGGCGGGCGUUUCAGUACGGGCGGCCACGGCGGAGAUGGACCGCGCCUUCUCUCAUCCCCUGCCGGGCUUUCGCUUCCACCCCACCGAUCAGGAGCUCGUGAGCUUCUACCUCCGGCGCAAGGUCCUGCGACACGGCGGCUGCUUCAUCCCGGAGGUGGACCUCUACAAGCUCCAACCCCACCACCUACCAGGUAUAUAUAUAUAG